Striga asiatica is the source of this 492-nucleotide messenger RNA. The record is from the annotation of a GenBank genome assembly. NCBI's taxonomy places the organism in Eukaryota, Viridiplantae, Streptophyta, Magnoliopsida, Lamiales, Orobanchaceae.
AUGUCGAGCGGGAUACGUUUUGUAAAAGCGUCGCAGAAAUUUCUUACAACUCCAGCGGGUGAUAGGGUGUUGGCGGCGGACUUCGGCUCGCUCUGGAAUUCAUCGGACGGUGGAUCUGAACCCCAAAAAGAUGCUCACCCUAACCACGUCGAGAUCGUGCAGCUCGACGACUCCACCAGCGAGAUCCUACCCGCCCACCAAGCUCAUCUUCGUGCCCGACAAGGAGUGCCAGCACCCCGAUUUGCUCACCUCCUCCGCCUCUGUCAGAUCUCCGAUUCCGACGGCGGCCGCCGCAUGGAGCUCAAGAGCCUGCUGAACAACUGUCGUAACAGCGAGUUCUCCGGGCCACUCACCUCGUUCGACUGGAACGAGGCCGAGCCGCAGAGGAUAGGCACCUCCAUCUCAAGCCUUGUCGCCGCACGCAAUGCAUUGGCCAAAGUUGAACAAACCAAAGCUAAACAAAUCAUCGAUGUUGGGCACAGAAAGCCAUAG